UGUCCUCGCUUUUGACGCUGAGGGUCGGGCCAUUGACUUUGACGUCUGGAUAGAUGACCUGCAGCUUUUCUUACAGUGCGAUAGGGCAGACGGCCUCUCCCUCUUUGACCUCACUUCUGGUGCCUCUCCUGCUCCCGCCACUGAUGCUGACGCAACUGUUCGCUCCCAGUGGGCCACGCGCGAUGCUGCUGCACGUCUUGCUGUGCGUCGCCACCUGCCUACCUCUGAGCGUGCGCACUUUAGCCAGUACAAGAGUGCUCAGACCUUGUACGACGCUGUAGUUGCACGCUACUCCUCCCCUGCCACUGCUGCACUGAGCCGCCUCAUGCUACCGUACCUCUUCCCUGACCUUGCUGCCUUUCCCACAGUCGCUGACCUCAUCACGCACCUCCGCACUAGUGACACUCGCUACCGCGCUGCGCUUCCUGCUGAGUUCUGCGCCAAGAACCCCCCCCCCAUGUACAUCACCCUCUACUACAUCGUCACCCGUCUCCCUGACUCCCUUCGCGUAGUCAGGGACCACUUCCUCUCGGUUUGUCCCACCACUCUCACCGGGUGUUCCCCCUCCCCUCUUUUGCCCUCUGUUGCCUCUGCUGCUGCGGCCGACCUCGCUGGUUUGGAGUCGGUUGGGGCAGCGUCUACCACUAGCGGGAGACGCCGCCCUGGCAGGGGCAAGGGGGGCAGGGGCGCUGGAGGAGCUAGCGGGGGCGGUGGAGGCGGCGGUGGAGGUGGUGGAGGAGGUGGUGGUGGCGGCGGGAGUGGUGGCGGGGGUGGAGGUGUAGGUGGCGGCAGUGGAGGCGCAGGAGGCAGCGGCGGUGGCGGAGGGAGCGGAGGUGGCGGCGGUGGAGGAGGAGGCGGCGGAGGAGGUGGAGCUGGUCGGGGUGGCGUUGCGCAGAGGGUCAGCUCCGGUGGUGGUCAGCGCCAACAGCAGCAGCAGCAGCAGCAGCGCACUCGUGACGUCCCCUCCCCUCAGCAGCUCCGUGAGUGGUACACUGCACGCCAGAGGGGUGGGGGUGCUGGUCCGUGCACCUACGUCCUGCGCACCGGCGACCGCGCGGGUGAGCAGUGCGGGGCUGUCUUUGACCUUGACUUUGAUGCUAUUCUUGCUGCCAUGUAUACUGUGACUAUUAGUGAUGAGGGUGACUGUUACCGGUGUUUUCCGCCCGACCCGGGCAUUGAGACUGCUGCUCUAGGUACUGGUGAGGCUGCUGCUCUAGGUGCUAGCGAGGCUGCUGCUCUAGGUGCGUCUACUCCCUCAGGUGCUGGUGAGUCUGCUCUCUCAGGUUCUGCGUCGGCUUCGGCCUCCCACACCUUCACACUUGACUCGGGGGCUUCUCGCUCCUUCUUUCGAGACCGCACCACACUCACGCCGCUUGGCCGGCCAGUUGCGGUCUCCCUGGCAGACCCCUCUGGGGGUCCUGUCCUUGCUCACUUCUCCACUGUCCUCCCGUGUCCGGCGGCCCCCUCUGGCACCCUGUCUGGUCUCUACCUCCCCUCGUUCUCUACGAACUUGGUGAGUGGUGCUGACCUACAGGAUGCGGGGGUUCACCAGUUCACUCCUGCGAGUCAGCGGGUGACCCACUGCACGGACGCUCGGACAGGCCGCCACCUGGCCACGUUUACACGUCGGCCAGGGUCGAGCCUGUACACACUGACCACUGCGUCUCCUCCAGUCCCUGCGUCUGGUCAGGUAGCUGCGUCGGGUCAGGUGUUUGCUGCAGCGUCCAGGUCUGGUCCUGAGUCUGCCCCCUGCUCGUGUCGCCUCCUGUCUCACGAGACUCUCCUCUGGCACCACCGCCUUGGCCACCCCUCCCUGCUUCGUCUCCGGAGCAUGGCCUCCUGUGUCCUUGUCUCUGGUCUUCCCCGGUCCCUCCCUCCCCUUCCUCCGGGGCCAGGCCCUACCUGCGUCCCCUGUGUCGAGGGACGGCAGCGGGCUACCCCUCACUCCUCCCAGUUUCCUCCGACAGAGGCCCCGCUGCAGACGCUUCACAUGGACGUGUGGGGCCCGGCCCGCGUCCGUGGACAGGGUCACGAGCGCUACUUCCUGCUGGUGGUUGACGACUACUCGCGUUACACUACAGUCUUCCCCUUGCGCAGCAAGGGUGAUGUCACUGAGUUCUACCACCCCACCUCUCGCCGUGUUCUGUCCUCCCAGGACGUCACGUUCGACGAGUCGGUCCCCUACUACCGCCUCUUCCCCUACCGCACUCCGUCCCUCCCCCCGCCACCGCUCUUCCUUGUACCAGGUCCCCCCCCGGUAGACCCCCUCCCCCCUCAGGGUCCUGCCCCUUCAGGUGUGUCCCAGGUGGACGCUGUUGAGCCUGUCGAGGUCGCUGGUGACUCUGGUGCUGCUGAGGGUGCUGAGCCUGGGGGUGCUGACUCUAGGGGUGCUGAGCGUGUGGGUGCUACGCCUGGGGGUGCUGAGCCUGGGGGUGCUGAGCCUGGGGGAGCUGCGUGA
Molecule: messenger RNA, 2458 nt
Organism: Closterium sp. Naga37s-1
Lineage: Eukaryota; Viridiplantae; Streptophyta; Zygnematophyceae; Desmidiales; Closteriaceae
Source: the annotation of a GenBank genome assembly